This is a messenger RNA of Thrips palmi, 20807 nucleotides long. RefSeq names its product titin homolog. Bases 4 to 20655 code for a protein of 6883 amino acids. The record is from RefSeq and is a predicted model, not a curated record. The transcript is spliced from 15 exons. NCBI's taxonomy places the organism in Eukaryota, Metazoa, Arthropoda, Insecta, Thysanoptera, Thripidae.
GCGAUGCUCAGCGUCCUGAGCUGCGCGCUCGACAGAAGAUGGGACAGCCAGGAGAACGCCGCACCCCCGCCCCCGCCCCCGGAACCGUCACCGCCCCCUCCGGAGGUCGUGCCGCCCCCGCGCGACCAGGAGAGCGUCGCCGUCCAGGAGGGCGAUGACGUCACACUCACGCUGCUCGUCGCCGGCGGGGAGCCAACCGACGUCUACUGGUCCCGCAACGACCGCCGGCUCCUGGGGGACCGCUUCCACGUGGCACGCAAAGACGGGCACGCUGUGCAGCUGUCGCUGACGCGCGUGUCGCGUGACGACUCGGGCCGCUACACGCUCACGGCCUCCAACUCGUCGGGCGAGUCGCGCGCCGGCUACGACCUGCGCGUCGACUCCAGGAUGUCCAUGUCGGACUCACUGAGCGUGCCCACGCACGACGACGCACCGCACUUCCUCCGCUCCCUCGCCGACCUCGCCGUCAAGGUCGGCACCCGCACCAGGUUCCUCGUCGAGAUACGCAGCCCUUCCGACCUCAAGGUAACAUGGCUGCGAAACGACAGGCCGGUCAAGGAGACCGACCGCUUCCAGUUCCUGAACGAAGGCAACUUCUGGUGCGUGGACGUGGGCCCCGUCAUGGUGGAGGACCACGGCCGCUGGACGUGCGUGGCGGAGAACGACGCCGGCCGCUCAGCCUGCGCCUGCCAGCUCAGCGUCCUGGUGCCCAAGGCGUACAAGGGCCCCGAGUUUUUGGAGGAGCUCCGCGCGCUGCUGACGGAGCAGGGCACCGUGUCCCUCGAGUGCAAGGUGGUCGGCGUGCCCACCCCCGCCUUGCGCUGGUACAAGGACGCCAAGGAGAUCCGCGCCGGGGACGUGUUCGCGCUCACGGCCGACGCGUCGGACCCCACCUCCCUCGGCACCUACACCUGCGAGGCCGUCAACUGCAUGGGCAGGGCGUACUCGUCGUCCCGGGUGCACGUCGUGGGUCGCGGCAGCAGGGAGGGCUCGCUCAAGCCGGCAGACUGUUUGCUUCCAACUGGGCCGCCGCCUACAUUUGACGAAGAAAUCAGCCACGAGAAAGCCCGGAUCGGCGACUCACUGACUCUAUCUUGCCACGUUCAAGUGCCUCCCUGGCCGAAGAGCAUCCAAUGGUACAACAGCGAAGGCCGCGUUGAGACUGGCGAACGUUACCGUAUCCUGGAAGAUGGCCUCGGCGGCUACUCAGUCGAGAUCUCGGCCCUCGAGGCCUGCGAUGACGGCGAGUGGAAGUGCGUCGCCACGUCGUUCGAGGGCGUCCGAGGCAUCUCGACGGCCGUUGUCACCAUGACUUAUCCAAAGAACUACAGAAAGCCAAGAUUUUUAGAAAGCUUGCGUGCUAUUCUCACCGAAGAAGGCCUUGUUUCGUUUGAGUGUAAAGUGGUUGGGUUCCCAACGCCACAACUACGCUGGUUUAAAGACGGACAGGAGCUAAGACCGGGCGAUGUUUAUCAACUCACCGGAACCAAUUCCUUAGGGUCGUACUGCUGCAUCGCUCGAAACUGUAUGGGCGAGGCCAGCAGCACUGCAGAGCUCACUGUCGAGGACAUCCAAAGCCAGCUGAGCGAGGAGGAGCGAUUGUCCCUAUUUUCAAGCGACAGCGUUCCUCACUUUGUCCGCGGCUUGCGAUCGCAAGAAGCUAGAGUAGGCGAUAACUUCCGGUUUACUGUACAGGUAAGCGUAGCGCCAGAACCAAAGCUGGAGUGGUUCCGUGACGAUGACCCGGUGGUGGAGGGGGACAAAUUCCGAGUAACCCGCGAAAACCUGGGCACCUGCCAUCUCGACAUUCGACCUAUCGACGUUAACGAUCAGGCGGAGUGGAAAUGCGUAGCAACGAACGAUUUUGGGCACAGCGUUACUUCUUGUUUCUUGAAAUUAACCAUUCCAAAGCACUUCAAGAAGCCUCGCUUCCUUGAAUGCUUACGCGCUGUGCUCUCCGAAGAAGGGGCUGUGAAUUUAGAGUGUAAGGUCAUAGGCGUUCCCCAGCCUGUGCUUAAAUGGUACAAGGAUGGAGAGGAAUUGAAGCCGGGCGACAUUCAUCGAAUCAUUUCGGGACAAGACGGAACAUGCUGCCUAGGCACCUACACGUGUGAGGCAACCAACUGCAUGGGCACUGUGUCAAGCUCAGCUUCCCUUGUAGGAUUCGAGGAGCGAGGAUCUCCCAAGAGUGGUGCAGCACGGGCGCCCCAACCCAUAGUCCGAGACCCGUCUUUGUCCACGAUUCACGAAGAGCGCACCUCUCAAAUGCACGACGCCGAGCAGUCACUUUCUCUAGACGAAAGGGGAGAGGUUAGCUUCUCCUUUGAUGGCAAGGAAGUAUCUGUUUCACUGUAUGAAACACCAGAUCUUACAGAAGAAGAAGCACUCCAAGUGGUUGAAAUGUACGCAGACGAGCUUAGCGAACACAUAUCAGAACACAAUAUCGUGGAGCUGCCACCAUUACGAUUUAUGAAAGAAUCGUCCACGUCUGGAAACCUCCUGAUGGAAGCUGUUUUAGUAGACGUGUCUCCCGACUACUUUGGGCCAGCAGGAGAAGAAGACUUACGAACUGAUGCGGAUAUGGAUGAGUUUUCCAUAAGUGACGAAGCAAUGACGCUGCAUACUCCUAACGAAGACGAAGAUAAGUCUGAGCGGCUUGAUUCAGAAGAAAUAUUUGAUAGAGCGUUAGAGCCACUAGCAAGGUCAGGCUUGUCAAACGAAGAAAUUCCUCCAAAGCGGCCGCCUAGAAAGACAAGAAAAGAUCUCACAGACUCAAAAUCUGGAAGUAAAGAGUCCCGAUCAAUUGAGGAAAAGAGCGAUUCCUACUCUGAUGCAAAGGGGCAUUCGCUGGAAAUGGACACAAGUUAUAAGAGCGCAAACGAGAACAUGGAGAAUUUGACUGAUGAAAACAUGUCUGGUAAGGCUUCCAAAAGAAAAUCAUCAGCAAGCGACGAGUCAAGCAGCAAAUUAAGAAAAUCCGAGACUGGCCAACUUCAGAAGUCAGCAGAAGGUAAAGAUACAAGUUGUAAGACAGAAAGCAAAACUCCUCAAAAAGGUUUAUCGAAACUGGGUAAACGGGGCAGAACGACUUCUGUAGAAUCUAACAGUGUCACUGAGGACGACACCAUAUAUGAAGAUAACAUUCCAAAAAAGCCACAACUUGCAUGUAUCGACGCGCUUGUUCCAGAAUAUCAGACAGGUCAGAUAUCUGUUCUAGACUCUCUAUCACAUUCCUUGCAGAGUAUUCAGAAUGGUUUAAUGCUGGUUGAAAAUCAAGUUGCUUCUCAAUCUAUAGAUAACAAAUCAGCCAAAGAAAGCUUUGAAAUUCUUGAUGAUUUGUCGCAAUCUUUACAGGAUAUACAAAGGGGUCUUAGCUUAAUUGAACAGCACAUAGAUGAAGAAUCUGUUGUACCUCCGGGUCAAACAGAAAUGUCUAUCCUUGAAACUUUGGCACAACCACUGCAGGAAUUUCAACAAAAACUUGCAUUAGUUGAGCAACAGUCUGUCCUCGGGGGGACCGAAGAGACAUUACUGGAAAGGACAACCCAUUCAAUAAUGGAGUCCGUGUCUCAACCAAUGCAAGAGUUCCAAAGGGAAAUGGGCUUAAUACAUCAGCGAGCAGCACUAGGAAUGGGUGAAGAUUUCGUUACAGAACGACUUCAAAUUUUAUGUGUUCCAUCAGGUCGCAGCAGCGCUGAAGAAGUUGAAGCCAUUGGCCCGAAACGAACGACUGUGGAUGAAUCUGAAGCCAAAAUGAAGGCAUCUCUAUCUCUCCAGACUUUAGCCGAACCCGUGACCGAAUUACUCAACGCCCUUGAAAAGUUCCAGUCAGAUGUAGUCAAAGUUGACGGAGGAGAUAUUUUAUCUGACAAACCCAAAUUCGCAUCAUUGGAGAAACUACUAUAUCCGAUGAAGGUGCUAAAGACGGAAAUUGAGCUAAUCGAGCAACAGGCAAUAACGGAAGCUGAUGCUAGUCUGAUCCAAGGAAAAAGCCUCUCAAUUCUCGAAGCUGUGUCACAACCGAUGGAUGAGCUUCGUAGAGGAAUAGCACUAGUUGAACAACGAGCAGUCUUGGACGCAGGCCAAGAGUUCUGUUCUGUUUCUGUUUUGGAAAACCUUGAAAAACCAAUUCGAAGAUUAAAAAGGGGACUGAAUCAAAUCCAACAGCAAGUGUCGCUUGAGGCGAGUCUUGAGUCGAUACCUCAAAGUUACGACAUAUCUGUGUUGCAAGGUUUAGAAAUAUCUUUACACAACUUAAAAAGAGUUUUAUCUGCACUUCAAAAGAAAUGUGCCGCCCAGCAAUCUGAAGAAGUAUUUCACUUAUUCGAAGUCUGUACUCUUUUCGAACCUCUUGACAACUUGUCGCACGCUAUCACCAGAGCAAGCGAAAGCAUCUUAACAGAAAGCACAGACAGUUCAUCAAAGCCUUCAAUUGCAUCGCUUGAUUGUAUAACAUCGCCAUUGAACGAGUUAAAUAAGGGCCUUCUUCAUGUUGAAGAACGGUUUUUCCCGGGAAAUGUGCGAAAAUCUACUACUGAACAGAAAUCGGUUGCGGAACUAGUACAAAGUCCUUUGAAGGCAUUACAAGAGGCUCUGGCCAAAGCUGGUAGAGAGGUGUGCGUCGACCAGUCUACAGACGAAGAACUAAACCCAGAAACAACUCCUGCUCUUCUAACUUUAGUUCCAGCUGUUCAAAAUCUUGAGAACUACUUAGGAAGUCUCCUUACUCAGCUACGUAGACCAAAAGAAACAGAUGAAAUAUCUCUUGCGGAAAGUUUGGAAACACUGCAAUCUCUGUUUAAAUGUGCUUAUGAAGUUGAAAACUCAGUAUCACAAAUACGCCGACUGGCCAUGAAGAAAGUACCCCAGGACAAAACGGGAGCCCUGGUCCUGGGUUCACUUAAGGAGCCCUUCCACGAAUUGGGCACGAAGCUGAUUGAAAAACAACAAGGGCUUCUUUUGCAACCGGGAGAUCUUACGCUGUUUGUGAAGCCACUUGACGUAGAUCUUCAAACAUUGUUCCCACAGUUUGAUACAAUGUGUGAAGCAUUGAAUGACGUACAGCUGUUUGCUGCUCUACAGGAUGUAAAUGCGACUCCAGGGAAGCAUUUUCUAAAUUUAAAGGACUUAAACGAGCCAAUCACACAAUUAAUUGCAGAAGUUGUUAAAACAAAAUCAGAUGUCACAAAAACAGCUGCAAAUUCAACAAACUACCCAUUAUUGCAAAAACUGGUGCCUCCAAUGCAGAAACUGACAGCAGCCUUAUUAAAGUUAGAAGGAGCAUAUACGGAAAUAUCUGGUCCUGCAGGUGUGGCAAGUGAAAUCUACGUUGAUGCGAUGAAACAAACGUCAAUUACUCUUCGUUCUCUGUUUGAACAAAUUUCAUUGCUACCUGAACCAGGAUUUGAAGGACUUCAAUCGAAGAAACUAAAGGAUGCUUGUCUCAAUCUUAUCCAGCCAUUGGCAGGAGUUGAGUUUCUUGUGCAGAAGCUCUCUAGUGACCUAGAGACAGACAUCAAUCCAACUAGUCUUCACAAUUCCCUUACUCAAAUAUCUAAAGCAAUGUCAGUGCUUUCCAAUGAGAUAAACUCAACGACAAAUGAGCUUGAAGAAAAAUUAAUUGACUCAGGCUCAACGCAGCCUGAAAUCGUUCACACAAUUCUAUCUUCAUUUUGUGACGUCCAGAGAGCAGUUCGUGCUACGCAGGUUCAAAUUGCUAUGGAAUCUGGGGAAGAAGAUCUUGGAAAUUCUCUAACACCUCAGAAGUUUGUCGAAAUUAAUGACUCACUUAGAGAUCUGAAAUCUAAUCUCCAAAGUUUUGAGAUUGUGGCAUCAGCCAAAUCAAAAGAAAUUGUUGUGUCCCACGCCGUUGAAAUGGACAGCUGUUUAAGCAAAGCACUUCAAAAAAUAGAAGAGUUGCCCAAGCAUCAAUCUAGUUCUCGGUCUCCGUUUGCUGAUUGGAACUCAAUAUUUGGCUCAAUACACUCGUUAAAACCGCAUUUUACUGCCCUUAAAAAUAUUUUAAGUACAAUUCGAUCAAAACUAGAGAAUGUGCCAGAAGGGCAACCAGUAAUAGACCGGACAUUAACGAUUAACCUAGCAGAAAAUUUAAGAGAAACUCAGGAACAACUUGGAAAACUAUCUUUGCAAAUAAUAUCUGCUCAGGGGCACGUGCCACAAUUAGGAACUGCUGAAAAGCUUUUGUUCACUGCAAAUGAUCUAAAGAAUCACAUUGCAACAUUACAAAACGUAAUCAAUACUAAAUUUGAAAGUGAUAUGGUAUUAAGUUCCUCUGAAGCAUCAUACCUCUGCACACUAUUAAGCCCUCUUCUAGAGUUCACUAAUGGAAUUGAACAAGUAUCAACAAUGGGUGUUGCAAUGGAUCAAAGUUCUAUGUCUGUACCUCAACUUCAAAACUUACAAGAUUCUGUUUGUGAACUCCAGGUUGCGCUCGAUUCCUUUAAGUCCCUUGUUCCUUCAGAUGAUGUCAAAACUCCAGGCAGUCAGAUUAUAUUUGAGACGCUUUCUGAACCACUGCAGCAGUUAAAUAACGGCUUAUCUCAUGUGUGUGAGGCCACUGGUAAAAAGCCUACAGCAUCUAUUUUACUCCUUCAAGCUUCAAUAGCUCAGCCUUUGGAAGAAAUGAUUUCUGCUCUAGAGUACGAAACAGAACGGUUAACACACAUUGUUGAUUCGUACGUACCAGAAACGGACAGAGAUAUAAAGAAGUCGCAAAUUACACUCCCGGUUGAAGGAUUUAAAGCCAAGAUUAAAAACAUGCACACUGCCAUUUCAAGCGGGGCUCAUAGUGACGGCGAAGCUCAGGUGGCCACCCUUAAUGGUUUAACCCAGUGCGUGCGAGAGUUUAGACAGUUGGCAGGUGCUGUUCAAAGUGAAGUUGCCAAAAUGUGUGAACCAAUACAAAUAUCAAAUAAAGGUAGUCUACCGCUUCUUCAAAACCUUCAGCAAACAGUCAAAGAACUUCAAACAGAAGCAACAAAUGCGGUAUCGAUAGCAACGAUACACCUAGAAAACGCACCAGUGUCCUCAAAAGAAUCGGCAGUGCUAUUGGAAAAAAUAAUCAACCCAGUUUCUGAUUUUUUACAAAGUCUCUCACAUUUUGAAAACGAUAUAAUUUCGGAAAAUGAUAUGGUCCCACUUGCUAAAUCUACCGCCCCAAAGAGUCUUGUAGAACCAUUGUCAAGUAUGAAACAAGUCUUACUCAAUAUUGGAAGAGAAAUUUCAGAGAAUGCAGUUCAUGAAAAUAUCGCAGUGUUUCAACGGCCAAUUCAAGACCUACAAAGAGGAAUUGCAUUGAUUGAAGAAGAAAUAUUUUUGUAUACUGAUGACUCCCUAACCUUAAAAGACGGUGUGUCAAUUCUGGACACUCUGUCUCAACCCAUACAGGCCAUGAAAAAAGAAGUGUUGAAAUUUCAGGCAGAUCUCAUUAAGGACAGUGGAGUACCAAAACAAGAGCUUGUAGGUCCAGUUCCCAGCUUAAAAGUAUGUUCAAGUGCGCUGCAUAAUCUUGAAAAGGCGAUCAUCGCAUCAGAAGAAACUCCGUGGGAUAAAUCUAAUCUAUCCCCGGCUUUGUACGCUGCGUGCAAUGUCCUGAGUUCUGAUGUACUAGAACCCUUAAAAGGUUUGUGCUAUUGGACGACUUCUCUCCUUCAGCAAACUCAAUCGCCAAAUAAGGUUACCCAGGACGCUGUAGAAGUCCUUGAGAAACCUUUAGAAGACGUGUCGCAGGCCUUGCUAAAGGCAACUGCUCAAGUAGGACAAUAUUGUGGUGAGAAAGACUUUGCAUCCGUUCAGAACGUCCUCGGCGAACUGAAACAAUUUCAGAAAAAUGUUGAAAUCGCCCACAAUCAGCUUGCAAAAUGCAAGGUAAACAAUGAUCUGAGUGCAGAAGACGCUGUUAUUCAACUCGGAAUGCUGGCUCUUCCUACAAAAACAUUACAGGAAAAGAUAUGUGUAUUGUUCGAAGAUGCAAAUAAAAUGCAAACAGAUGCUUUCUUACAGAAAAAUUAUCAAGCUGCAGUUCAGCACGUCUCGCGCGCUUCUGAGGCGGCACAAAAUCAGGUGUCCAAAGUAUUGCCGACUCUUGACGAGAAAUCAGCGUUUGCCUUUAAAGAAAUCAGCAACGGACUAAAAGACUUAGUAAAAAGCUUAUCGCUCCCCGGCCAGCAAGAAAGGCCGGGGCUAAGCCCUCCCAUAUGUUCUACUGCACUUGAAAAGCUGACGGAAAUUCUUUGUGACACAGAGAAAAAUGUACUGUCUGGAACGGAUAGUACAGAUAACACACUGAAAAAUGCGGUCAAGCAGCUUGAGUGGAGUUUAAAAUUAAUUCACGAAGAAAUAGCCUCUGUAUCAACGCAUUCGUCAAUGUCAGCGGCUAAAGAAGAAUUUGUUCUUAAGACAAUAUCCGAGUCACUCCAUGAAUUUUCUGAUCAAUUAAUCAAAUUACCAGUCAAAGGUUCUUUAAUAAAACACGAAAAGUUCCAGCAACUUGAAGGCGAAACACACGCAAUCCUAGAAAGUGUCUCUGAAUCAAUUGACGCAAUGAGAAAAACGGUUACAGAAAAGGUACCGGUAAAAUCAGUCUCCGAUGAUGACAGUCAAAGUAUCAGUUCUGUUGUACAAUUGCUUUCAUCUCCUUUAGAGGCAUUAUGGAGCGGAGUGCAACAGAUAAAACAAGCAACGCAAGAGGCAAUUCCUAACGUUGAGCCAAAUGUUCUUCUUGAACCGGUUUUCUUACUAAAAGACACAUUGCUGGCAAUGGCACAACAGUUGCGUCAUUCUGACCAGUGUCCAGAUGCAGCUAAAAUGCUUGAACCCUCAAUUGAAACUAUUGAAACGGCUGUUGUCAAAAUUGAGGAAUGUGCCCAAUCGUCACCAUCAGGUGAAAGUUCUUUAAUUUUAGAGGCCAUUGCAACUCCUCUUAAAGAACUUAGGCAAAAUGUAGCUCAUCUUCAAACCACUGCAAGCGUUAAUGAUAUUGCGCAAGACAUAAGUAAAUGUGUUCAAGACAUUCAAUCUGAAGUUACAACAGCAAAGAUGUCACUUGUGUCUGACCAUGUCUCAGCCCAAAAACUGGUAGUGUCAGCCUUAGAAGGAUUAGAGGCCCCGUUAAAUACCAUACAAAAAGAACUGACACUUGCUGUCCAAAAAGUAACGCAACCUUCUAGCACCUCUACAGAUGCGUCGCCUUUGCUCGUGCCUGCAUUGCAGGAACUAUCACAAAAGAUUAUUGCAGUAAAAAGCCAAAUUCCAUCGAAAGGUGAGGAGAAAAUUUUACUGCAACCAAUAGAAAAGAUCCAAGAUUUGGUUUUUGAACUACAGUCGGCAUGUGAACAGGCAAAGGAAACAACCGAUGUGCAAGUGUUAUCUGUGGUUGCCGAAUCCUUGCACUGGCUCCGAGACGAAACUAAGCUAGUUCUUUGUAGUUUGCAAAAUACUGACUCGGCUCAAGAUGCACAAACUGCGGCGGUAGAAGCUGAAGCGUUUUCUGGCAAGACGCCAGAAAUGUUCGUGCAAGCUUCAAUGGAUAGUUUACUAAGCAUGUGCCUUGGUCUUACAUCAGAAACCAACAUCAGUUCCGUGCAAAUGCUCGCUGAAAAAUUGGUGACAUUAGUAGCAAGUUUAAAGAAAGGGCAGGAUGAAGUAACUUCAGAGGAAACUAAUAAUAUUUUGCUAUGCGUGCAGUCCAUCAAAGACGCUAUUGCCCCUCUGCCCCAUGGAACACAACAAACUGAUAACAUCCUCAGUUUGGUUCAAACAGUGCAAGAAAGCAUAAAUGAAUUGAUUUCUAGCAAAUCACCAACAGCUACCAACGUUAAUUCUACAGUGACCUCUCUAAGAACUUCGUUGGACUUAUUAAGGGUAUGCUUGAACCUCACAGAUGUUCGUCGUGAAAACACAUCAAAGUGCAUUUUUGAAAUGCAGACUCUUUUGAAACCUAUUGCUUAUUUGGCAAAUGAACUCUCAGUGGCAACUUCUCCUACUACUGUUCAUGAUCUCCCACCACUUGAAAACAUUUGUGCAUCUGUAAAGGAACUCAAAAAGACAGUUUCGUUGGCCAAAGGGCAUGUAUCUGCCUUAAAAGAAACUGGAAUUGACAUUGCAAAAGAGUUUUUAAAACCACUGCAAGAUUUCGAAUUGAGUUUGCAAACUAUUGAAGAGGACUACAUGAGAAAGGAAAACAGAGGAGAUUCUUCAGAAAGGAUUAAAGAAACAAUAAUCAAGGCUUUGUGUCAUCCGCUUGAUCUUUUCCAAGCAUCGAUAGGAAGGGCAAAGAAGAUGGAAGCUCUGAAGGUGACGGCUGAAUCACACGCACCACUCGUACAGGAAAUUUCAGAUCAUGUCGAGAACAUAAGAGCACAAAUAAAUCAAGCAGCGAAUGUUUCUCAAAACAUAGACAAGCCUGAUGUGAAAACGGCUGUGCAUACGAUGCAAACUCUUGAACUUCCACUACAAAGUUUGGUGAACGCUAUAACCGAAGUAGAAGACCACAAAGGACCUAAGGAUGAGGCCGUGCAAAAGGUUGUUAGACCAUUACACGAGCUCAGUAAGGCUGUGGCCGUUGCACAGUCACUUAUGGCAUCAAUUCCACAAGAGGAGGCAUGCUUAGUAUCUGUGCUAAAAAAGCCAAUCAACGAUUUGCAUACAGCUGUAUUUAUCACUGAAGAGGCAGCCAAAAACGCUGUUGCUACUGGUGAGCAGCCACUGGUUAUCCAGGACACUGUUCUUGAUUCACUCGGAAAGCCCCUUCAAGAUCUUGAACAAGCUGUGGUGCAAGUAAACAAAAAAAUGGUGGAAGCCGUUGAAAAUAAACCUCAUCAAAUAACAGAAGACGACCAAAAACUCAUCUUAAGACAGUCUGCUUCAAUCAAAGAAACAGACAGUGAAAGACUUAAAUCUGGUGAUCAACGCACAGAGUCUCAUCCUGAAGUCACAUGCAUUGCAAUCCAGGGACUACUAGAAGAAAUAAGCAAUUUGCCCCUAGAAUGUGUAUCACCUGUGCAGGAAUCAGCUGUGUCACUCAUGCAGCAAACGUUGGAGCCGUUCGUGCAACCAUUCAUGCAAUUGAGCUCCGAUAUGCAAAAGGCAUAUGCGUCCAUUGUUCAAGGAAGCACUGAAGAGCACAGUACAUUAAAGAGCUCCAUUGAAGUUCUCCACUCGACUGUUAUAGAGGUGCAGGCAAAACUGAGUCAAGAAGAAAAUCCUGAGUGUAUACUUUUACCGUACAUAGCCUCGUCUUUAGAUGUUCUUGAGCAAACAACUGCCUCCGUUGCAGAAAAAAUUCAUGAGGUUGGAGAAAAGUGUGCACUGCAGCUUAGUACUUUGAACGAACUUUCAAAUCCAGUUGAGAAUUUAACAGAAAAAAUAGCUAUUGCGUUUUCAAAACUUUCUUCAAAGCAAAGUGAACCUCACAUACCAUCUGAAGAAGGAAAACUUGCUGUAUCCAGUGCCUUGUUAUUUGUAGAUGAAACAGUGGACAUUAUAAAAGAGCUGCAAUUUGAAGUGGGUUCCUUGUGUGAUGUUUCUGAAGAAGAUUACCUGAAAGCCGUGCUGGCACCCCUUCUUCAACCAAUACAAGAUUUCGAACAAAGUCUGAUAUUAGUGAAACAAACAAUACAAAAUGAGUCCGCUUCCAAACCUUUGAAACUUAUUGUCGAAACUCUUGCUGAUUCGAUGAACACAGUGCAACGUGGUAUCAAGCAAGUCCAUGCCGAAAUAAAAGAAUUUGCGCCAGAAGAAUCAAUAAGUUUGAUUGCUGUUCCUUUACAAACUCUCGAAGCUGGUGUUCAGUCUAUCAUCGAAGGCCCAUUAAAAACUACUUCAAAAGCUAGUAUUGAAACAGCUAGCUUGAAUUUGGUGACAGCCCCUCUUCAAGAAUUCAAAGAAGAGCUAAAAAAAGUUAAGACAGAAAUAAAUGUUAAGAUUGCAAAGGAAAAUGUACUGUGUUUUGUCGAAAACGCGACUAACAGCAUUCAAAAUUUAGAAAAAGAUCUGUGUAUGGCAAUGGAAGCAGUUGAAACAGGCCAACCACUAGACACAACAGAUGCCAAAGAACUGACAAUUCUUCAAGGUCCACUGAACGAUCUUUUCAGCUACGUCAAUGAGCUGAAAGAAAAUGUUCUACGUGUACAAGUCGAUACACCACAGAAGCUGACGAUAGAUGACGUGUCAAAGCCAUUACAAUCCCUUCAGCUAUCCUUAAAAGAAGCUGAGUCAUUUCUUCAGUCUGAAUCUGUUUCAGAUAAUGAAAAAUGUGCAGAUCUACUUGAAGCAUCCGCGGCAUUGCAAAAGGCUGUUUUAAAGGUAGUUCAAGAGGCUGCAACUCUAGAAGACCCCACUGUGAUGCACUCUAUAGUAAUCAACGAACUUUCCAUGCCCUUACAAGAAUACUGUAAAGAGGUCACCGAAAUAAAAUCUGCGAGGGAAGCAGCACAAGUAGAAUUAGCUAAAGUGAAUGAAGCAACCCUUAGAAAUGCGACAAAAAUAACAGAGGAAGUCAACACGCUUCUUUCUUUGCCGAUCAAAAUUUAUCCAUCUGAUCAUAUAUUUGCUGCUCAGAACGCGACCAAAACGUCCCACAUUGUUAUUGAAAAUCUUUUGAAACCCCUAAAAGCCAUUCAACUUCUUGUCGAACAAGCGAAAACGGAACUGCAAGAAGAGACGCCAGGGCAGCAUGUAACAGCACAAGAUUUGAAGUUGUCUUUGCAAAGUUUAGUCGAUGGCCUUGAUCAAUCGCAUAAAACCAUACUAGAUUGUAAAGACCAAGAAUCCGUUCAAGAGAAGUCAGCAGCCGUUAGAAACAGGUUAAGUGACAUUGGUGACCAAUUGCAGUUGAAGGGCACAGAUGGCUCCAUUGCACAAGUAAUUGAAGAAAUUGUAGGUCCCAUUGCCUCACUCACCGAUUUAAUGUCUUCAGUCGUUUUGAAAGAGGCCCAAGAAGACAAAGUCCGUGCUCUGAAUGUUGUAACUGCAACCAUCCAGGAAAUAAAAAAUGAGGCAAACCUGAAUUUAUCUGAAUUGUCACAAGAUGACGUUUCAUCUGUCAAUAAACCUGUAACUGCUUCUUCUGUAUUGUCUACGAUUGCAAAUCCUCUCUCAAACUUACAAGCAAUCGUUCAGAAAGGAGUUGCUCACGUUCAGGCAACUGAUGAAUUGGAACUUGAGCCUUUACUGGAAAUUGCACAAGCCCUAAAACCUUUAGAAAACGUGCUUGCCUCGGCGCACCAGAUGGUUGUCCAGAAUAAUAGCCUUUUACAAUGUGAGAACGUGACACUGCUGGAAGUAGUUGAGAAGCUUCAGGACGGAAUUACUACGGCAGAAACAUCUCUUCAGUCAAACAAUGCGUCAGAGGAAAUAUUAAAAGGAGAAGUUUUUGAGAAUUUGGCAGAAAGUCUUUGUACUUUCACCGCGGAAAUAAAACAAGUAAGAGAAAAAGAAGAGCAAAGUCUUUAUGAAGAAGCUUUAAACGUCUUGAAAAAUGCAAUUUCAUGCAUUUCCUCGGGAUGCAAAGACUCAAUUCCUCUUAUCACAGACGGCCCCUUGCAAGUGAAGGGCGUACGUUACAUCCAAUGUUUUUCCGCGUUGCAAGUGCCAUUUAAAAAUCUUACAGAAUUGCUUCAAAGCGUUGAACAAAGGCCCCAAUUAAUUACAGAAAGCCCGCAGCACGAGACACUUGCAAGUACCUUAAAAAACCUUCAGCAGGCAUUAGCGAUAGCAGAAUCAGAGGCUAAAGAAGCCCCUCCUGAGCUAAGUGCUUUUACUCCAGCCAUUACAGCUGCUUCUGAUUCACUACUUUCGUCUCUGAAUAAACUGUCUAAGAGCAACACUCUCAUUGAGCUAGAGAAUAUAGCAGGUGUAUUGACGCAGUUUGCCUCCUCUAUAAGAACCACAACUCAAGAAUUGCAAAACCAAGCUGCAUUGGCAAUGGCUGAGUCUACUUUGCUUGCAGUAGACGAACUCGCAAACAUAGCAAACGGAAGCAUCGCAGAGGCACCAGCAGAGCUUGGCCUUCGUGCCACUGUAAUACAGCCAUUGAACCAGUGUUUGGUGCAACUCGGGGCUGCAGUUAAAAGCCUUCAAGAAAUAUCUGACGUUUCUGAUGAAACAACUUUACAUGAUGAUAAGUUGACCGUUUCUUUGUCUAAUCUUCGUGAAAGUUUAGCUGCAAGGGAACAAUUUUUGAUGGACCAAACUAUUGAAUCUCUGGGUGACCUAGCAUCCUUGGUUGUUCCGUUGCAUGAUUUACAAACUUCUAUAAAGUCAAUUUUGAAAGAAAAGGGUGACAAGCUUAGCACAAAGGAAAGUAAAGAAAUUAUAAUUAAAUUUGCAGGGCCCUUCUUAGAGUUUUCGAAAUUAGUAACUGACCUUAAGAAGGCAGAAGACAAUGCAGUACUUGCAGAAGCUCUUAAAACUACAGAUCUAGAACACGCCUCACUUGUGGACUGCGCUCUGAAAUCAAUUAAAGAGGUCAAUAAUGAUAUGGCCGACAUUCUCAAUCCAUCAAGAGACCUCAAGGCUCAUUUCAUCGAAGCUUCAGUUCUCACUGAACUAUCAUUGCCAAUGAAGGAACUGGACAGAGCUGUCUCAGUAAUGAAGGAGGUUGAUAGAGAUCGAAAUCGUGUGGAAGCAUUACUCACACCACUACAAAAUCUUCUUUCAUUAGUCAAUGACUUGAAAGACGACAUAGACUCAAAACCGCAGGAGGACCGGCUACUCAUAGAUGACCUUUUAGUUCCCCUUUCUCAACUGUCUUGGAGCGUUACUUUCAUUGAAGAAAAUGCUUUGUUAAAGCGCGAGAUUGGCGAAAAUCCUGUUGUUAUUGAAAACACAAUUUUAAAAUCAAUUCUAGAGCCCUUGGCUGAAUUUAAGAGCAAAAUAAACAAAGUAAAGGGCAAACUGCAAAGUAAGAUUCGAUCAAAGUGUGAUUUGGCGACGUCUCUCAUCAACACAAUUGACACUUUUACAGAAACAGUUGAAAAUUUGGACAAAGGGGAAGACUUACGUAAAGUCAAUCUACCUUUAAAAACUAUGCGCGAUGGUGCAACAAAAAUAAAAGAAGAUAUUCUGCAAAGUACUGCAUCGGAGCCUCGAGACCCUAAGCAGCUAGCGAAACCAGUAAAGGAUGCUGUGAAAAUAUUAAAUGACAUCACUUCUUUGACAGAAGAUAAAGAAUUGCUGACGGAGCAUGUAGCUAAGCUUUCCAAUUCACUAUCACAAGUAAAUAAUGAUGUCACAAAAAUGUCGAAAGGUGGGGAGAAGCCAUGGAAUAUUGAAGAUUGCGUGAUGGAGAAUGUCCAAAAUGCCCUUAAAAUGUUUGUUAAAUGCAUUGAAAAUCUGGCACCUGCGUUGCAUCAACAGUCAUGUUCUGUAGAAGACGUUCCUACCCUGGAAUCAGAAAGCUUUUUAAGUAUACUGCCAGAAGGUGCCGUUGCUCAUUUAGUGAGUGCUACAGACGAUCUAACAAAGGAACUCGCUAGGAUAGAAGUUAACGUUGUCAUUGACCAAACUUCAGAAAUGCCAGAAAAAACCAGACAAGCAGUUCUUGAAACACUUCAAGAACCUGCAAAGGAGCUUAGUGCGACUAUAAGCAAAGUGGCUGAAAUGCUGGCUUGCAACGAAACUGUCACUGAGGAUCAAGUAAAGGAUAUUGCGUCAAGAAUUCGCGACCUACACGAAGGUCUAGAAGAGAUAGAACAAGAAGUUGUGCUUGAACAAAUAAAAGAAGGUGCCGUAAAUUUAUCUAUGCUUCAAGCUAUCAUUCGCCCCAUAGAGCAACUAAAUACCUGUGUUGCAUUAUUCGAAGACAACCAGGUUUACCAACUACCAAGGGAAUCCGUAGCUGAAAAUGAAGCUACAUUUGAUUUCAGCACAGUUUCUCAGCCGGUAAAAGAACUUUCCGAAUGUCUAGCUGUGGUAGAAGAGUCUAUCGUUCACGAACAUUUGGAUUCUUUGCCUGUGAGCCAAGACCAACAAGUAUUAUACGCUCUUGCAAAUCCUAUACAAGAGUUGAAGUCAGGACUAGAACUUGUGGCGAAAGCUCAAGAUUCAGAAACCACAAUAGCAAUGCAGAAAUCACAACUGGAACAACUUCUAAAGUUGGCAAAGCCCAUUCAGGAAAUACAGGUUGCAAUUCAAACAGUUGACAAUGAAGAAGAACUAGAAACACAGCAGCUAGAAGGUGGUAUCAACACAGCAUUACUGAAAGCUUUAGCGGAGCCACUACAAGUUUUAGGUCACAAAAUUGCCGUUAUUGAACAUCAACAAGUAAUGGAAGCCAAUAUUUGUUCAGAGUCUGGUACAGAUAUUUCUAAGCACUCAACUGUAGUAAGUGUUGUAGAAGUUACAACACAAGGGGAACAAGCAAUUAUACACAAGCAGGUACUUCUUGAGGCAGACGGUGGAUCUUUAGAUAAUUCCAGCAGCGUUGAGCCGCAACAAGCACAAGAAACAGAAACGUCACUUCGAGCGGUUGGCGUCAUAGAGGUUCAAGAUACUGUGGAGGCAGAGGCAUCACUUAAGCUAAGAUCCAAAAAGCAACACGACCAAAUAGAUGCGAAGAACGCAUCGGAUUCCCUUGGCAUGGCUGUGUAUGCCGAUUCCGGCGUCCUAAUGUCAUCGAGACGCGAUGAGUCAUCUUCCGAAAUGCACGAUGAACCUGAAACCUUAUCAGAUAUAGAAAGCAUACCAGAAAUGUCCAAACCAGAAACACCUAGACCUACUGACGACGAAUGCAGUGAACCGGAGGUGACGGCAAAGGCAACAGUUACCGAAGUAAAAGCCAAAAUGGACGAAGAGGCUCAAGACAUGUCACAAAAAGAUGAUAAAGAUAGGGCCAACGCCGAAGUGGAAGAAAAUUCACGGGCAGAAGCUGCAAAGAAGGCUAAAGAGGAUGUCGAAAAGAAAUUGAAGAGAGAAGAUGAAGAAAAGGUCAAAGCGGAGGCUGAAGAAAAGAAAGGGAAAGAUGAAGCAGAAAAGGCCCAAAAGGAGGCUGAAGAAAAUGCCAAGAAGGAGGCUGCGGAAAAAGCCAAGCAGGAGGCUGAAGCAAAAUUAAAGAAAGAAGCUGAAGAAAAGGCGAAAUUAGAGGCUGAAGAAAAGGCGCGUAAGGACGCUGAAGAAAAAACCCGGAAAGCAGCUGAAGAGAAAGCAAAGAAGGAUGCCGAGGAAAAGGCCAAGAAAGAAGCGGAGGAAAAAGCUAAGAGUGAGGCUGAAGAGAAGGCCAAGAAGGAGGCUGAAGAAACAGCUAAAAAGGAGGCUGCAGAAAAAUUAAAGCUGGAGGCUGACGCAAAAUUAAAGAAAGAAGCUGAAGAAAAGGAAAAAUUACAGGCCGAAGAAAUGGCACGUAAGGAGGCUGAAGAAAAGGCCCAGAAAGCAGCUGAAGAGAAAGCAAAGAAGGAGGCCGAGGAAAAGGCGAAGAAAGAGGCGGACGAGAAAGCUAAGAGUGAGGCUGAAGUGAAGGCCAAGUUAGAGACUGAAGCGGAAGCCAAGAAGGAAGCUGAAGAGGUGGCCAAAAAGGAGGCUGUGGAGGUAGCAAAGAAGGAGGCUGAAGGAAAAGCACGAACAGAGGCUGAAGAGAAAGCCAAGGAGACCGCAGCAAAGUUGAAAAAAGAAGUAGACGAAAAGGCCAAACUAGAGACCGAAGAAAAAGCGCGGAAAGAAGCUGAAGAAAAUGUCAAGACAGAGGCUGAAGCCAAGGCCAAAAAGGAUGCUGAGGAAAAAGCCAAGAAGGAGACUGAAGAAAAAGAGCGAAUAGAGACUGAAGGAAAGACCAAGAAGGAGGCUGAAGAAAAUGCCAAGAGAGAGGCUGAAGAGAAGGCGAGGAAGGAGGCUGAAGAACAGGCCAAGCAGGAAGCCGAAGAACGGUCUAAGAAAGAGGCUGACGCGAAAUUAAGGAAGGAAGCUGAAGAAAAGGUGAAAUUAGAGGCUGAAGAUAAACUGCGGAAAGAGGCUGAACAAACGGCCAAGAAAGAGGCUGAACAAAAGGCAAAGAGUGAAGCCGAAGCAAAGGCCAAGAAGGAGGCUGAAGAAAGUGCCAAGAGAGAGGCUGAAGAGAAGGCGAAGAAAGAGGCUGAAGAAAAGGCCAAGAAGGAAGCCGAAGAAAAGUCUAAGCAAGAGAGUGAAGCAAAAUUAAAGAGAGAAGCAGAAGAAAAGGCAAAAUUGGAGGCUGAAGACAAACUGCGGAAAGAGGCUGAACAAAAGGCCAAGAAAGAGGCUGAACAAAAGGCAAAGAAAGAAGCUGAAGAAAAGGCAAAGAAGGAGGCUGAAGAAAGUGCCAAGAGAGAGGCUGAAGAGAAGGCGAAGAAAGAGGCUGAAGAAAAGGCCAAGAAGGAAGCCGAAGAAAAGUCUAAGCAAGAGAGUGAAGCAAAAUUAAAGAGAGAAGCAGAAGAAAAGGCAAAAUUGGAGGCUGAAGACAAACUGCGGAAAGAGGCUGAACAAAAGGCCAAGAAAGAGGCUGAACAAAAGGCAAAGAAAGAAGCCGAAGAAAAGGCCAAGAAGGAGGCUGAAGAAAGUGCCAAGAGAGAGGCUGAAGAGAAGGCGAAGAAAGAAGCUGAAGAAAAGGCAAAGAAGGAGGCUAAAGAAAGUGCCAAGAGAGAGGCUGAAGAGAAGGCGAAGAAAGAGGCUGAAGAGAAGGCGAAGAAAGAGGCUGAAGAAAAGGCGAAGAAAGAGGCUGAAGAAAAGGCCAAGAAGGAAGCCGAAGAAAAGUCUAAGCAAGAGAGUGAAGCAAAAUUAAAGAGAGAAGCUGAAGAAAAGGCAAAAUUGGAGGCUGAAGACAAACUGCGGAAAGAGGCUGAACAAAAGGCCAAGAAAGAGGCUGAACAAAAGGCAAAGAAAGAAGCCGAAGAAAAGGCCAAGAAGGAGGCUGAAGAAAGUGCCAAGAGAGAGGCUGAAGAGAAGGCGAAGAAAGAAGCUGAAGAUAAGGCCAAGAAGGAAGCCGAAGAAAAGUCUAAGAAAGAAAGUGAAGCAAAAUUAAAGAAACAAGCUGAAGAAAAGGCAAAAUUGGAGGCUGAAGAAAAACUGCGGAAAGAGGCUGAACAAAAGGCCAAAAAAGAGGCUGAACAAAAAGCAAAGAUUGCGGCUGAAGAAAAGACCAAGAAGGAGGCUGAAGAAAUGGCCAAGAAGGAGGCUGAAGAAAAGGCCAAGAAGGAGGCUGAAGAAAAGGCCAAGAAGGAGGCUGAAGAAAAAGCCAAGAAGCAGGCUGAAGAAAAGGCCAAGAAGGAGGCUGAAGAAAAGGCCAAGAAGGAGGCUGAAGAAAAGGCCAAGAAGGAGGCUGAAGAAAAAGCUAAGAAGGAGGCUGAAGAAAAGGCCAAGAAGGAGGCUGAAGAAAAGGCUAAGAAGGAGGCCGAAGCAAAGGCCAGGAAGGAGGCUGAAGAAAAGGCCAAGAAGGAGGCUGAAGAAAAGGCCAAGAAGGAGGCUGAAGAAAAGGCCAAGAAGGAGGCCGAAGCAAAGGCCAGGAAGGAGGCUGAAGAAAAGGCCAAAAAGGAGGCUGAAGAAAAGGCCAAGAAGGAGGCUGAAGAAAAGGCCAAGAAGGAGGCCGACGAGAAGACCAAGAACGAAGCUGAAGCGAAAUUAAAGAAAGAAACUGAAGAAAAGGCAAAAUUGGAGGCUGAAGAGAAACUUCGGAAAGAGGCUGAACAAAAAGCACAGAGGGAGGCAGAAGAAAAUGCCAAGAGAGAGGCUGAUGAGAAGGCUAAGAUAGAGGCUGAAGAAAAGGCCAAGAAGGAAGCCGAAGAAAAGUCUAAGAAAGAAAGUGAAGCUAAAUUAAAGAAAGAAGCUGAAGAAAAGGCAAAAUUGGAGGCUGAAGAAAAACUGCGGAAUGAGGCUGAACAAAAGGCAAAGAGGGAAGCUGAAGAAAAGACCAAGAAGGAGGCUGAAGAAAAGGCCAAGAUAGAGGCUGAAGAAAAGGCUAAAAAGGAUGCUGAUGAAAAGGCCAAGAAGGAGGCUGAUGAAAAGGCCAAGAGGGAGGCUGAUGAAAAGGCCAAGAAGAAAGUUGAUGAAAGGGCCAAGAAGGGGGCUGAAGAAACAGCAAAGAAGGAGGCCGGAGGAAAGGCCAAGAAAGUGGCUGAAGAAAAUGCUAAGCAAGAGGCUGAAUCAAAAUUAAAGAAAGAAGCUGAUGAAAGGCUAAAGUUUGAAGCCGAAGAAAAAACGAGGAAAGAAGCUAAAGAAAACAUGCAAGCGGAAGAAAAGACGAAGGUCUUGUCUGAUCCCAAAUCUAGGAAGGUGGGAGAGCCAACGAGGGAUGAUGGAAAAAAUCCGCGGAGAAGGCUAUCUCAAAAUCAAGUGACGAAACAGAAAUAUCAAAACAAGUGUCAAAUGCUGAGCUUUUCAAGGGUAGGGUGGAGGCAAAGGACAAUAUUGAAGAAAACUUACAAGCAGAGAGAAGAUACGAAAAACAAACUGCUGUUUUGCCAGAGGAACGUUACAACAAGGGCACAUCUGCUGGAUUUUAUACGCGUGACGCGGUGGACCGAGACCGGAAACGCCUUGAGGACGAAAGCGAACGCAGGACGGCCGCUAGGCACGAGGACGACGCGGCACGGCGCCGAAAACAGCGCCAGGAAGAUGCCGAAAAGUUUCAGCGCGACAUGGAUGUUCUGGAGGAGCGUCAAAAGCGCAUCCAGGAAGACAGGCAGCGCGUAGAGGAGCUUUCGAGCCGCCUCAUGCGGGAAGAAGCCGACCGCCGAAGCCGCAACGCGUGGGGCAUCAGCGAGGACGCUCGGGCGCCUGCCGCGCCAUCGCGGUACACCUCCACUUUCAGUUCAAGCUACUCGCACUCCUCUUACGAGCGCGAC